Antechinus flavipes (yellow-footed antechinus) is the source of this 4675-nucleotide messenger RNA. RefSeq names its product nascent polypeptide-associated complex subunit alpha, muscle-specific form-like. The coding region runs from base 2090 to 3910 and encodes 606 amino acids. NCBI's taxonomy places the organism in Eukaryota, Metazoa, Chordata, Mammalia, Dasyuromorphia, Dasyuridae. The record is from RefSeq and is a predicted model, not a curated record. The transcript has 5 exons.
UGGUAAAAUGAGGCCCUUCUGGCUUUCCCGGGGGGAAUCCAUCGGGCAGCUUCUGCGUGCUUUCUAACCUGGGCGUGGGGAGCGGGAGGGGCGGAGGGCGGGCGCCCACAGCCCCUCCACGGUCCCCGCCGCGCUCCGUUUUUGUUUUUGUUUUGUUUUCUUUUUUGAGGCCCCUCGCCCCACCCUCCAGCACAAAGGCUGCUACGGAAAAUACUGGAUCUCUUUUUCCGUCCCUUCUACUCCCGAUCUCCCUUUCCCCCAUCGCUCCCGCCCCCUAGAAAGCUUGCGAGAGGGCGGUGACGUCACCCUAGGGCAUAAAUGAGCCUAGCAACUACCGCGGAGCCCAGCCUUGAUUGGCCGAGAUGAGCGCGGCGUGCUGAUUGGCCCGGCCGAAAGGGGCCAAUAGCUUUUGGCCUCCCCUGGCGAGCGAUUGGCUGAGAGUAUGUUACCGGGCGGCCGCCAGCUGGAGCGUGAGAGCGGCUGGGCUGUGAGGGAGGGCGUGCGCCUGACCGUGGAGCACCUGCAGAGGUGGGGUCCGGACGGAUGGGUGGAAGCUCCGUGUGCUCCCUCUCCCUAGGAUGAGGCGGUGCUCGACCCCGGCCCCGGAAGCGCGGCCCGCCAGGCCUCCUUGGUUGCCUGGCCACGUGCUGGGAGCCAGGCCCGAGCCCCCAGGGGGCUGGCACGCUAGGGCCCACGAGGCCUCUUGGCUGGGUCCCCUUGACCUUUAGGGCCCCUCGUGGCUCCAGCACUAGGGACGGGAGGCCCAAUAAAGGGCGCCCCAAAGGUUUCUCCCCUUCCUUCCUUCCCUCAAAUCCCCCCCUUUCCUCGGUCCCCUCCAUCACGUGAUUCCCUCCCACAAUCCAAUCCCUUCCCUCCCUCGAUUCCCUCCUACUAUCCCUCCCCUCCUCCCUGGAUCUCUUCUCUCUCGCCCCUCUUUCCCCCAUCCCCUCCCUCCUCGCCCUUCGGCCUCCCUGCCCUUGCCCAGUAGCAGCAGCACCUAGGCUUGUGGUUAGUGGAGCGGAGGAGGCUGGGGGACAGUUUGUUCUUCUCACCCAAACCCCUGCCUCCCAGCAGCUUCCCACCCAAAACCACAGGGUGGAGAAGUGAGAAGGCCCACGUGGUUGCUGUUAUGACUCUGCCACCUUCCCCUUGCUCUGCUCAAGAGAAACGAGGCCAGUCCCUGGCCCCAGCCUCAUCCCAGGCGGGCGGCAGGCAUUUAUUAAGCUCCUACUGUAUGCUAGGCCCUAUGCUAAGUGCUGAGGAUAGAAAGAGAGGCAAAAGACAGCCCCUGGCCUCAAGCAUGGCACCGCGUAGUAAGGGAGAAAACACGCAAAACCCCUUUGUCCCAGAUAGCUCUGUGAAUUCUUCGGCCGGGGCGGGUCGAGUAGAGUCGUCGAUGCUCGGGCCUCAUAGUCCCCACUUGCGACUAAACCCGGUACUUUGCAUUGGGGUGACAAGGUGGGAGUACGGAGAGGAGCGGAGACGUGGUCCUCACGCUGGGGGGAAAAAGCCAGAAUUGUCCCGGGGAGGCAAAGGGACCCCAAUAAGAGGCGAUUCAGUUUGGGUCCCAGAGAUGGUGAAGAAGGACCAAUGGAUAUUAAGCGGCUUAUAUGCUCUAUUGGGAUCGGGGCUUUGGUCCUGAUUAUCGACCAGUGACUGGGAGAACUACGUGGCCCUCUCUGAGCAGAGACGGCUAGUGAAGCCCUGGGUGGGAAUCAGAAGGACCUCAAGCCAAACGUGGCCUCAGAUACUUCCUAGCUAUGGGACCCUGGGCGAGACGCUUCACUGGCCUGACUCAGUUUCUUCGCCUGCAAAAUGAAGCUAACAACAGCUAGCCAACGUACCUUGACACGCAGUUUGUCGUUCAGUCAUUUCAACUGUCUCGAGUCUUUGUGGCCGUCGGGGGUUUUCUUGUCAGAUAACGGAAUAGUUUACCGUUUCCCUCUCCGGCUCAUUUUGCAGAGGAGGAAGCCGAGCCCAUCGGGGUGAAAUGACUUGCUCGGGAUCACACAGCUAGGAAGUGUCUGAGGCCGGAUCAGAACUCGGGAAGAGGAGUCUUUCUGACUCUAGGGAGCAACCGUGAGGAAAAAUGGAGGCGGGCGCCAAGAGGCGAGAAGCAAAGGCGGCAAAUGAGCCAACUGAUUCCACCCUUGAAGAGCAGCCUGCCCCAACCUCCCCACAAGGGGAAUCGGAAGCUGAAAGCUCUGAGGAAGAAGUUCCCCAAGAGCUGAAAGUGUGGGGCUACGGAGGGGCCAAAGGGGGGGGCUGCUGGCUGCAGGAGGAGGCUGUGAGCAUUCCUGGAUCAGCGGAGGAGGAUGAGGAGAGUGAGGCUAUCCAAGCCAUGGCGCUCGGGCUGGAAUUACAGUGCAGGCUCCAGCUCCACCUGGAUCAGCUGGAGGCCAAGGCCAAGGCCAAAUCCAGGGCCAGGGCCAGGGCCAGGGCCAGGGCCAGGGCCACGAUGGCUGCCAGACGGGGCAGCCCGGAACCUGCCGUGGGAGCUUCGGCGAGCCCGGCGGCCGCGGCCCGCCCUCAGCCCUUGGCGAUCCGGGGCAGUCAGGGGGAGCCCCACGUCCGAGCUCGAGAGACGGAGGCUACCCUGGGCCGGGCCCCUGGGGAAGUCAAGCCGGGUGACAAGGGAGGCCGAGAUCCAUUUGGGGCGCCUGUUCGGAAAACGGGAAAGGGCCCCAGAGGAAAGGAAGCUGCUGCUAAAGCCUGGGAAGGCCCGCCAGCCUCUAAUCCUCCUAGUGUCUGCCAAAGAAGAGAGAACUACCCAAAUCUGGAGCUGAAAGGCUCGGUCCCAGAAGGAGCCAGCACCCUGGGGCACACACGUGUUGCACUUGGAGAAGACCCCAGCUCAAAGCCCGGCUUUGCCACAACCGCCAGCCGAGCUCCCCGGACCUCCGUUCCCCCUCUUUCAAAGAAGACGAUAACCUUUGGGACCGUUGCGGCUCAGCGUCUGCUCCUCUCGUUCUCGGCCUCUUCCCGCCCCUCAGACCCUAGCUGCGUGACCUUAGAAAGCCCCUUCUCUCGAGAACUAUCUCCCCCCCCAUCCCCCUCCCUAACUGCCUCAUCUGCCUCUCUUGGACGUGCUCUGAACACAGGUUGCCCGUAUUUCCCAGCUAGCAUCGGGGUUCCUCUCCCCUCGCCUCCAGCACGGUGCCUAGCCUACGGCAGGUACCCUCCUCCCCCCCCCCCGGAAGGCCACGGGCAUCCCGGGCCAUGGGGGUUGGCCCCUGCCCCCGGGUUCUCCUGCCUCUGGGUUCAAAUGUGUUUGCUCGUGUGCACUCGUGUGACCCCAGGCAAGUCCCUUCUCUUGAAGCCUGUUUCCUCCUUUGCCCCCUGGCGAAUGGAGGGGGCUGGGCAUUUGUCCCCCUGGAAGCUCUUUUCCAGGCCUCGCCUCUCGCGUCCGUGUGCGAGUCCGUGUCCACACCCGUGCCCCGCCGUCGUCGGCACGGCCGCGUCUGCCGCCUCUCUGGCCGCACUCCGCGGACUCUCACGGCGUCCCAUACGUGCAGCCCCCUCCCUCGUUCCCGCACCCAGUCUGCACUCCUCCAGAAGCAGAGGAGGCCUUUGUCUACCCCUGUCAGAGCCGGAGACGGUUGCCAGCGGAGGGAAGGAGGAGUCCCAAGCUCCAGGCAGGUCUCCCGCUCCGGGGCCUACAGCAGAAGAAAAUACAAAGGAAGAGCCUCUACCGGGAACUGAAGGCCUCUUUCCCACGAGUCCCCACGCAGGUAAGACCGUGACUUUCCCUUCAUCUGGGUCGGGAAAACAAGUGACUGAGCGGAAAGGGCCUCAGAGAUUAGCCCCUCCCUCCCGUGAAGAAACUGAGGCUCAGAGCCAAGGAUUGACUCGUUACAGGCUUUGCCUUUUACUCAGAGCUACAAGCCCGAUUAGAAUGGAAGUAUCCUAAAUCUCUAGCCCAAGUAACGAGCACGGAGACUCCAUAUUGGGCGGCAGGAACCCUUAGGUGCUAGCGGUACAGAUCCGGGGGCUGGCCCAGAAACAACAGCACCAAGCAGCUCUUGGGCAGACGCGCAUCCCGGGGAUCGCGAGCACACUAGGCAAGGACCCGGCUCGGGGACGGGGGCCUCACUCAGCCUCGCUCGCUCGCUUGGCGCCUUCCAACUCGGGGAGAGAGGAACCUGAGAGCUUCGGUCCACGGUUCCCUCCCCCACCCCCACUUCUCGGGCUGGGAUGUCUUAGCCUCCAUCAAAACCAACUCUUUCACUGAGCUUGGGAGCAUCAGGGACUCUGAGCAUCCCCCCCCCCCCAAUUUCUGACAGCAGGGGAAUGGAGCCAAGCUUCCAGCCAGAGUUCACCUCGCUGUACCCAAAGCCAGGAAAAAAACUGAGGGAGGAAGAAAGUCUUCUCUUCUCUAUGUGGAUGGAAUAGCUCAGCUCAGGGAGGCCGGGGGUUUAGGGGGAGGCACAGCGGGCUUCAGAAAAUUAGGGCGUGCUUAGGAAUCAGGAAGACACCCAGAAGCCUUCCCCGGCUUGACUGGUACCACACCCUUGUCCCCCAGGCCUGGACACGGGGGGCUGGUCUGGAUGGAAAUAUUGUGAAAUAAGGCAGAAGGAGGAAGUGAGCCAGAGCCAGAGAAGGAAGGAGACAGAGGGAGAAAGGAAAAUAAGAGAGGAGAGAGACAGAGAGACAGAGAGACAGAGAGAGAGAGAGA